CUCUCGCUCCAGGGGCAACACCGUAACUUGAGGCAGCAAUAAUUAGUGUUGCAGUCUUUCACAAGUUGCAUGACAAGUUCCUCCCCCUUUCGCAUAUACGGCAGCAACACGGCAAGGCAAGACCUCCAGACUCCUGAGAGUCGUCGACAGCAGGAACCAAAGGCAAGACCCCAGCAAUCCUGCUUCCAUGGAAAAUGAAUUAGCCUCCGAAUCCAUCUAGCCACUCUGUUUCAACUUUGCAGGAAGCAGCGUUGCAGCUGUCACUCUAGCAGAUCUGGAAGUGGAUUGUUACUUUGUUAGGGAAGCAGAUCUGCUCGGACGGUCCAUCCUGUCACAAACCAGCAGUAUCACCCCUGUCCCAGCAAGAGACUGAGCACCUGAAGCUCCGGACGCAUCACCAAACCUCAGUCUUAAUUCCCUACCCGUACGUCACUCUCUCCUGUGUAUACAAGUAGUAUAUGUUUAAGGCCCAUUUGCAAGUUUCGCAUAUUAAAAAGGAAUCACUAAUGUAAGGAACGCAUCAAAUACGUUCAUAGUGAGCGGUGAGCCCCCUUUUUUUAUCGGAAAGAGUACUGAUGACUCUGGUCGGCCAUAAAGCAUGAACUCUCUCCCGUCUCCCCACAAAGCCUUUUUGACUUGGGGGAUGAGAAUUGUUAUUCAGUUUCGCAGAGCUGCUGCUCCCAAUUCAGUCUGAACUAAUACUCCCGAUCGAGCCUGUAAGCCAACCAGCUUGAUCACAUGGAGUAUCUCUCCAUCUCUGUGGUAACCUGAAGGCGAGUUAAUCUGUUCCAAGAAACCAGUACUCGCUAUCGAGCCUACAGCAGGUGGUUGCAUACACAUCUGGUUUUGCUGGUGUCCUAGCAAAGCUAUCACCCAAUUCUGCCACCGGUCAGUCACAAGCACCAAGAACUAAGGACAGCAACGAGUCUUGCCGAUGCGCACAGUAUCAGUGAUGGAAGUGGACCAGAAGGACAGGAGCAUCUGAUUUGCAUCUCGCAAGCCUGGGCCUCUUUACGACGCGCUGAACGAACAGCAAAACCUACCACUGGUUUAUUUGUACACUUCGGUGUCCACAGGAUCUCCAAGCCUCAGUCUUACAUCGCUUUUGUGUAAGUCCGUGCUGCCUUGUAUGUAUUGCGUAAGAUCUACUUAUAAGUAUGGGUGGAGGUGGAUAUUCAAUGUUGUUUUCCUGGGUCAGCCGAUUAGUUGCGAUGACAUAUAUAUACCACAUUAAUUACUAAAGAACUAGCAAGGUGGCCCGCGCUAAUAGCGCGGGUAGCUAGUUUUUUUAUUUAAUUCAUUAAAAAUAUUUACAUUGACAGAAGAGAUUUAUUUUAUAAUUUAUUUACCUCUCAUUUGCUCUUGUUGAAUAUUAUAAUACUUGCAGCUUUCUAUGCAUAGGAGUUCAUAUCAAUCAUCACUUUUUAUGUUGCUUUAUUCUAUAUUAUAGUUGCAUAUUUUAGUACUUAAACCUGCAAAAUCUAAAUUUGAGGAUUGAAUUCAAUUUUGGAUCACCUUGAAUACGGAGCAAAUUGUACAUAAUUGUAUUCAUAUAAAGUUUUUUAUAAUUAUGAAAUAUAUUUAUAUGUAUUUGAUAGUUGUGUUUGCCAACAAUCUGUAACUUAGAUAUUGGAGUUCGAUUUGUAUCUUGCAAUAUUUUGAUUAAUAUUUAGCGAAAAUAUAUCUAGUGUAGUUGUUAGAGCACUUAAGUAGCAUCUAGCAGAUCUAGACCUGACUCAUCAUCGGAGCGAAAUAAAAAUGAUCAUGGAUUAGACAAAAAAAAAGUUAUGUUAAAAAAUAAGUUGAGGCCUCCUGCUGCCUUUGGUAAAUAAAUGUUAUACAAAACUUAUAUAUAUGCGUGCUAUGUUAAUGCAUAUAUGUUUUAAAUUUUUUAUUUAACCGAACCUAUUAUUAUUUUUCCCACUUUGGUUACUGCACAAUUUAUUUAUUUUUAGCCCAUAUGACUGCAUAUAUUGGUCUACUUUAGAGUUUUGUCAUCUCGAUGAUAGAUAGUUCCAUAUAUAUCUUUGUUGUUGUUUCUAACUCUUUUCUUUAUUUUUCAUUUUCUCUAGCAAUUUUUAUUGAUUUCUCUGUCUUCUAUUUUGUUCCUCGGUAUAUUUGAAAUCGAUUAGUGUGUAUCGCAUCCGAUGCAUUUAAUGGAGAAGUUUCCUGUUUAGUAUUGUGCCUCGGGGUUUUUUUUUCUGAGCGAAGAGGAGCAUCGAUAACGUACAUUUGUUUGAAUCAUUUGAUUUUGUACUGUAGGGAAUCGACUUUGAGAUAGAUUAGCAGGGCUUCAGGCCUGUAUCUGUGGCUAAAAUAAUUUCAGUUGUGGCUUCUUUGAUGGAGCAGCUUUUUUAUGGAUAUAGAGCUGUUUUGAAAACCGUUCGGUAGAACCGCUUCUUCUAUUUUUUCAUGAAUAUAUGAAAGAUGUCAAAUGUCCAACAGGACAUGGCUAUAAUUUAAUAUUUUUCUCAUUCUAAUGAUAUUAUUUAUAGACUAAACCAAUAAAUUCACUUUUGUCCUGUUCUUUUGCCCUCAUUUUCUCAUUUUUCCUGCCUUCUUUUUCUAUUCUCCUUUUUCUACUUUCCUUACCCGUUCAAUCUUGGUGCUUCUUUAUCUUUUUCUCUUCUCUUUCUAUAUACUUCUUUAGAGGUAUCGAUCACAUUUGUGUUCCAUGCCUAGUGUGUACUUAUAGAAGAUUAGAUGGGGAUAAUAAUGUUAAUAAUUAUUUAUGCUAUUUGAUUCCUCACAUGACUAACUCCCUGAUUUUUCCCAUGCAUCUAUUUAGAUUGAGCUAAUAAUAGUCACAUUUAUUUGUAGGUUUCGAUGCUUUACCCUUUAUCCAAGUAAUUAUUACAAUCAUAUUUCUCUCACAUUAAUUCGUCUGCGUAUUCAUUGGCCCACACUUACAAUCAUAAGGUGCCAAUGGUCUUGCAAUAGAUUGCAAUAUGUGAAACUCUGCGCAUCAUCAUUAUUUUUUCGUCCCUAUCUUGACGUUUGGUUGCUCCAUAAGAAAUGGAUUGAUUGAGUUCGGCAAUGAUUUUGAGUAGAAUCCAGUGUGCUUCAUGCAGCUCUGCAUGACGUUCUUGAGACUCAAAAAGUUGUGAUUCGGAAUCUCGGGCAAAGACUAUGGCCGCGUCGUAGUGCAGGGCGUUCCAAAGAUUUUUCAAAGCAAUUAUCUCUUUCAAUAGCACCAAUACAAUACAACUAUGGUCGUGUUGUCACGCUUAUGCUGCUGCCAUUUUUUUGCAUCUUUAAGGAAGGUUAAUGCGAGACAUAGAUGGUAACAUGAGUUUUUAUGUCAUGCGGACCCUGUAUUUAACUUUAAUUGGAUACAGACACUUUUUGGUAGUUUAAAAUAUUGCAUCUCAUUAAAUUGGACAUGGACUCUUUGAUUAAGCCCUAAUUUCCUUAUUUUUUUAAUUCCGAAUUAAACUAUUUACUAAUAGUAUUCAGCAUGGACUCUUUGCCAUGUCUUAAUUUUCCUUAAUUUUUUAAAUCCGAAAUUAGCUAUUUAUUAAUCGUAUUUGAUAUGACUCUUGAGUUUGUUUGAACCGUUAGAUCUUCAUAAAAUCCAACGGUGUAAAUUCUUCUCUUUUUUAGAUUAAUGUGGGAAUUUCUAGACUCUCUCGGCGAACGUGGUGGCUUCUUUUAACACUCCUUUAAUAAUAUAAUAGAUAGAUAGAUGUCUGUAUUGGCAUCUGUUCCAAAGUUGCAGAAACAAAGCUUCCCAUCUCGAUCCCUUGCACCUUCGAGGCUGAGCAGCACCCGGGGACAGAGUUGAGCUCACUUCCUGCUCCGAGGAAGGAUACGAAAUCAUCAGCAGCCUCCUCCCAGUUUAUCUUUCCAGAAUUGUCCAGAGCAAACGGACUGUUGCUUAAUAAUUUUACAAAGUUUGCUAGCUGCUAGAUUACAAGAAUUAUUGUUGCAGGAUCACUGUAUCUACUUUAGGUCAGUGAAAAGAAAGCCAAUAAUCUGCUCCUCCGACGGACCCAUCCUCAGAGUCCAGCAAGUGUGAUUGCCUACUUGCCUGAUGCCCUGAUCACGCCUUUCUAGGAAAGGGGCCCUUCAGUCCUGCAGACAGAUCGAUCAGCAGAACCUACAGCUGCCACUGCAAGUUCAGAGCAUCUGACAUCACCAUCUCUGAGUCUUUACUUCCCUUCGUGGAAGUCCCUGUCUCGUAUGUAUUGCACAAGAUAGCAAGAUCUUCAGAGUCCAACCAACAUGAGCCUAUCAAAGGCCAUUGGGAUAAUUAACGGCAUCAAUGAGUUUGGUAAUUUUUUCCAAUUGCUCGGAUCUGCUGCCUCGUAUAUGCGUUCCCAGUGGAACGGGUCACAAGAGGAAAAACUUAAAGAAGAUGACGUAUUGCAGUUGCAGAGUGACCUUCAACGUCUACGUGAUACUCUACCAGCAAUGUACAACCUUAUUGAUAGAGCAGAGUGGAAGAGCCAUGUACCUGGUGUGGAACAGCUCCUUCCAAAUCUCAAGGAUGCAGUGUAUGAUGCAGAGGACCUUCUGGAUGAGUUCAGAUGGUAUGAUCUGAAGGUGAAAAUUGAGGGCAAUGCAACCCACCCUCCUUUCAUUGACUUCUUUCACAGCGUCACUCAAGGAAGCUUCAACAAAGUGGUUGAUAUCCAGAAAAGGCUUAGUAAUCUUUCUAGCCAGCUUGAGAAGAUGGGCUUGCAUGAGGAAACACCACAGUUUGACAAAUCGCUCAGGCCAGUAACCACUUCUUUCCGCACUGAGCCAAAGAUAUUUGGUCGUGAGAAGGAACUGAGGGAGGUGAUCCGAUUGCUUGGUGUACCGAACUGCAGUAAAGAGUCUUCUUCAAAACGGAAGAGAUCUUCUCAUGCAGCAAACAGUGAACCAAGGAUAGCAUAUGUUCCUGUUUUGCCAAUAGUUGGAAUCGGGGGUGUUGGAAAAACUACUCUAGCCCAAGAGAUCACCACCCUACAAAGGGUCAAAUCCCACUUUGACAACAUCAUAUGGAUUUGCGUCUCUGAUGAAUUUGAUGAGGAGAGGUUUACUAAAAUUCUCAUAAAAUCUCUAUCUGGUAAAGAGGCAACGGCUGAUAAUUUAGAUGAUCUUCAAAAAAUUCUUGCUGGUGAAGUUGGAAAAAAGAGGUUCUUACUUAUCCUCGACGACAUUUGGCCUAAUGCCUUGAAUGAAGGUUGUUGGAGAAAAUUUUGUGCACCUCUCACAAAUGUACUUCAGGGAAGUAUGUUGUUAGUGACCACAAGGUUUGUAGAGGUUGCUGAUAUAGUGGGCACAAUGAACACAUUUGCAUUGGAAGGCUUACAAAAUGAUGUAUUUUGGCAGUUUUUCAAAAUGUGUGUGUUUGGGUCUGAGGAUUAUCACAUUGAUCCAAAAUUAGAACAGAUUGGUAAAAGCAUACUUCCAAAGUUGAAGGGCACUCCUUUAGCUGCUAAAACUAUUGGAAGGCUAUUACGAAAGAGCCUUAACCCUGCACACUGGAAUGAUAUACUAAAUAGUGAACUGUGGCAGCUUAGACAAAAGGAGACUGAUAUUUUGCCAGCUCUUCGGUUGAGCUACAUGUAUCUACCUUUUAAUUUGAAGAGAUGCUUCUCAUUCUGUGCUACAUACCCCAAAGAUUACAAUUUUGACAAAUCUAGUCUUGCUGAAAUUUGGGUGGCAGAAGGAUUUGUAGAACCUCAAGGCAGCAUCCCACUUCAACAUAUUGGUGGUCAAUACUUUGAAGACCUUGUAAAUUUGUCCUUCUUCCAAAAACUCCGUGGUAAGUAUGUAAUACAUGACUUGAUGCAUGACAUGGCACAGCUAGUUUCGAAGGAGGACUGUUUCAUUGUAAAGAAUGCAAGUGAUAUUGAAAUGGUUCCGCAAAAUGUUCGCCAUCUAUCAAUACUCAGAAGCAAUGAUGUUAAACUUUCGAACUUAUUGAGCCUAUGCAAGCACAAAAAGCUGCGCACCCUACUUUGCAACAAGUCUUUAGGAAGUGGGACUUUGUAUCCAGCGGUGGGUCGCUGGUUUAGUGGACUUCAGUACCUGCGUGUGAUUUUUUUUGCCUCCACGAAGGGCCUACCAGAGAGUAUUGGUAAUCUGAAGCAUCUCCGGUACCUUGAAAUAUCCGGAGGUUGCCAUUUUGACAGCUUUCCUUCAUCAUUCUCUAGCCUCUAUAACUUGCAGAUUUUAUAUGCUAGGAAAUGCAACUUUGGAAGAUUACCAAGAGGUGUCAGUAAGCUGAUCAAUCUGAAAAAGUUUGAGUUUGAACCAGAUAUUCCUCAAAUGGAAAUUGAUGCUGCAGAGUGGGGAGAGCACAUUCGGUUUAUAAUAAAUAAUUUGAAUCAAAUUACAAGAGAUUUGACUAUAUACAAUCUUGGUGCAAUAAGCAAGAAUCGUGCAGCAGAAUCCGAACUCAAGAAGAAAGAAUAUCUGAAUAGUCUGACUCUGAUAUGGUCUUCGUUAAGAUGCCCAGCGCACAAUGAGACAGAAGUACUUCAAGCUCUACAGCCUCCCACCAACAUCAAGUCUGUGCGGAUUGAGGGUUAUCCAGGUGAAUAUCUUCAUAGCUGGUUUCGUGAUUGUGAUGAACCCGAGGCCAUGUCAUUUUCUGAGUUACCUGCGGCGACAGUUGACAACAAUAAUAUUAGCAGAGCCGGGACCAUUUUCUCAUUAUUAACAGAGGUAAGCAUUAAAGGGUGUCAAAACUUAUCAAGCCUGGAACAAUUUCUACAUCCAACGACUUCUGUACCAGCCAUCAGCAAAAUAGUUAUUGAAAAUUGCGCGAGUGUAAAAUCAGUACCAAUUGAAUGGUCCCCUUCCCUUGAAGAAAUAAGAGUGUCCAACUGUCCAAAAAUGACGCAUCUUUCGGCCCCGUCCGCAAAGAAGCUCGUGCUGAAAGAGAUUUUUGGAUUCAACAUUGAUUGUAGUUCCCUCACCUUCUUGCAUAUAUAUUCCUCCCAGCUGCCAUCGAUUGAACUAGAAAAGUGGAGUCUUCCAGUACUGCAGAGGCUCCACAUCGGUCAUUGUAAUUGUCUGAAAUUUAUUAGAGAAUCUGAGCACAUCGGUCAUUGCCUUUCCCUUGGCUUGGCCAGAGGCAGCACCGCCAAAUUCCCGUUACUCACUGACCUAACUAUAGAAUUCUGCAGCAAGCUGGAAAGUAUUGAUGACCUCCUAACACAUGAGUGCCUCCCUGCCAUCGAGAGUAUUACUAUUCGGUCUUGUGUUUUGCUAUACCUGCCCACCAAAAAAUUUGAGAGUUUUCCUUUUCUGAAGAAUUUGGAGAUUGUAUGGUGUCCACGUCUCUACUGGCAAAGUGCAAUGGUGUUACCACCGUCCCUCCAGAAGCUUGACUUAUACAGUUGUGGGGAUUUCUCUGCCUGGUCUCCUAUGUGCUGCCUAGAGAACCUAACCUCCCUUCAGUCACUAACGAUGAAAUCAUGCCAAGGUAUAGUGUCCAUUCCAGGCGAACUUUGGAGCAGAAAUCUCAGGUCACUCCGGAAAUUGGAGAUUGAGGAGUGUCCAGACCUUGUCUCAAUUGGUGGACAUAAAUACAGUAUACAUUCGAGGCUGCCCAAAAUUGACGGAGAUUGAGCAGCCCCGGAGGAGAUGGAAGUAACGGUUUGAUGGGCCAGGCCGACGGGACAUAUAACCAACAUCGCUGCCUCAUGAUGAUCACCUUGCUAUGUUCUUCCUUCAAUUUUUAGCCUCCACGUGUGAUCUGGGAUCACAUGAAAAAUAAUUCGCUGUCUCAUGAAAAAUAAUUCGUAUUAGUUUGAGAAAUCAAACCAUUUAGAUACUUCAUUAUGGGAUCAUUCUAUGAAUUUUGGUUGGACGUGAUUGUUCCACUUUAUCAAACUGAGACAUCAUGUUGUGCGAAAUAAGAUGAUGGUGGAUUAACCCCUCCAGCCCAGACAAGAUGAUUAGGUUUGGAGUUGGGAUUAACCCCGCGUCUGUUGUGGUCUGUCGCAUUUUUAUUCAUAUGAAAAGUUCGUUGUGUUCGCCUGAAAUCUACAACAAUGUUUCAAUUUUCCAA
Panicum virgatum (switchgrass) is the source of this 8011-nucleotide messenger RNA. RefSeq names its product putative disease resistance protein RGA4. Lineage: Eukaryota; Viridiplantae; Streptophyta; Magnoliopsida; Poales; Poaceae. Gene Ontology annotation, molecular function: ADP binding. The coding region runs from base 4225 to 7569 and encodes 1114 amino acids. The transcript is spliced from 9 exons. Gene Ontology annotation, biological process: defense response to other organism. The record is from RefSeq and is a predicted model, not a curated record.